UCAGAAAGUUUGCAUCAACUCAGAAACACGUUCGUGUCUGGGGACACAGCCAUAGAUCUGCUGCUGAGCUCCAUUGUGGAUACAGAUCUGCCCCCCUCCUCCCAUCACUUGGAGAAGAAGACUUUUCUUGCUUAUAGGUGCUGGUUUCCCUAGAGAUUUGCUAGGGACAGGCUCUUUCUCUUCAUAGUGUUGGUAGAAGAUGAUGCAGGAAGAGUCAAGCUCUCCAGUCUCCCCUGUGGACAGCUUGAGCAACAGUGAAGAAGAGCUUGACAGCAGGCAGCAGAACAAGAGGGGAUGCAGGAAAAGGAGAUCCAGUAGGAAGAACCAAGAGGAUCCAGACAGCCCAACUUCAGUCAAGAGGAACAAGAAGGCCAGCAGCACAGGCAGCAGCCCACAGUCUUUUGAGGAGCUACAGACCCAAAGAGUCAUGGCUAAUGUCAGAGAACGCCAGAGAACCCAAUCCCUCAACGAAGCCUUUGCUGCCCUGCGCAAAAUCAUCCCCACCCUUCCCUCAGACAAACUCAGUAAAAUCCAAACCCUCAAACUGGCAUCCAGAUACAUUGAUUUCCUCUGCCAGGUUUUACAGAGCGAUGAGUUGGACUCCAAAAUGGCCAGCUGCAGUUAUGUGGCCCAUGAGAGGUUAAGCUAUGCCUUCUCAGUGUGGAGGAUGGAGGGAGCUUGGUCUAUGUCUGCAUCUCACUAACAAACAAGCUCACUCCAGGCUACAGACACAAUCAGAUGAGACUGUUUCUACAUGACAGAGGAAAUGCACAGUCUGGAGACUGAAGCUGGAUCCCUAUAAAAGCCAAAUAAACAUUCAGUGAGGAUUUCCAUGGAUUGCAGGAGAUGGUGCUAGCAGACUGAGGCAGGGCAUGGGGAGCACGGGGAGCACUUAUGGAGCAGAGGGCCAGGCCUGUACAGCAGUGACCACACAGCACACUGGUUGCAGGGUCACCACUAAAACUCUUACAUUCUGAUUCCAGUCUCAACAAUCUCUAAUCUGUAUUUUUGACGAAGAAUGUUGGAAUUUUCCUUAUUCCCCCCCCCCCCC
Molecule: messenger RNA, 1051 nt
Organism: Hyla sarda
Lineage: Eukaryota; Metazoa; Chordata; Amphibia; Anura; Hylidae
Gene: TWIST1
Product: twist family bHLH transcription factor 1
Exons: 2
Coding region: 200-703 (167 amino acids)
Biological process (GO): regulation of transcription by RNA polymerase II; developmental process
Molecular function (GO): RNA polymerase II transcription regulatory region sequence-specific DNA binding; protein dimerization activity; DNA-binding transcription factor activity, RNA polymerase II-specific
Source: RefSeq, a predicted model, not a curated record